Chelmon rostratus (copperband butterflyfish) is the source of this 1428-nucleotide messenger RNA. RefSeq names its product solute carrier family 19 member 3a (gene slc19a3a). Lineage: Eukaryota; Metazoa; Chordata; Actinopteri; Chaetodontiformes; Chaetodontidae. The transcript has 7 exons. Gene Ontology annotation, biological process: vitamin transport; transmembrane transport. Gene Ontology annotation, cellular component: plasma membrane. The record is from RefSeq and is a predicted model, not a curated record. Bases 1 to 1428 code for a protein of 475 amino acids. Gene Ontology annotation, molecular function: vitamin transmembrane transporter activity.
AUGGAGACAGUGAGGAGGUGGAGGGCAGACUGGAAGUAUCCCACUAUUUUGCUGUGCCUGUACGGGUUUUUCAGCACAGUGAAACCCCUGGAGCCUUUCCUCACCCCAUACCUGACAGGACCGGACAAGAAUGUGACAAUAGAACAGGUAAACAAUGAAGUUUUCCCGGUGUGGACGUACUGCUACCUGGCUGUGCUGGUGCCGGUGUUCCUGCUGACAGACUGGCUGCGCUACAAGCCUGUGGUGGUGUUCCAGGGCAUCAGCCUCUUCAUCACCACAGCACUGCUACGCUGGACAAAAACUGUGCCAGGCAUGCAGGCCACGCAGUGCUUCUAUGCGAUGGUGACAGCCAGCGAGGUGGCCUAUUUCUCCUACAUCUACAGUAUGUUAGAUCUGAAGAGGUACCGGAAGGCCACCUCUUACAGCCGCAGUGUCCAGCUCCUGGGGUACACAGUGGGCUCUGUGCUGGGCCAGCUGCUCGUCAGCUUCAAACUCAUGUCCUACAACAACAUCACGGUUUUAACUCUAGUUCUCACCGGCAUCGCUCUCCUCAUUUCCUUCUUCCUGCCAAUGCCACAGCACAGCAUGUUCUUUCACAAGCGCAAGCAUACAGAACAGAAUUUAACAACAGAGGGGACGGAGAAGCAUGUAGAUGGGGCUGAGGAUGCAGCAGAGCAAGCGAGUGAAAGUCCUAAAGUUCAGGACCUUGAGGAGGUGGCUGGCGCAGAGACCUGCAGCAAAGUCCUCCUCCAGCUGUGGAGGGACUUCCUCCAGUGCUAUUCCUCCAGACAGCUGCUCUACUGGUCAGUGUGGUGGGCGAUGGCCACCUGCGGCUAUAACCAGACUGUCAACUAUGUGCAGAUGCUGUGGGAGCAUGUGCAGCCGUCUCAGAACUUUACCAUCUACAACGGAGGCGUGGAGGCAGUGUCCAACCUGUUGGGUGCAGCAACAGCCUACGGUAUAGGCUUCACCGAGGUGAGGUGGGAACAGUGGGGAGAGCUGGCCCUGGGGGGUUUCUCUGGGCUCGGGGGAGCGGCGCUCUUCCUCAUGACCUUCAUCAACAACAUCUGGGUCUGCUAUACCGGUUACGUCAUCUUCAAGUGCCUGUACAUGCUGCUGAUAACCAUAGCCAUGUUCCAGAUUGCUACUGAUCUGACCAUGGAAAGAUAUGCGCUGGUCUUCGGUGCAAACAACUUUGGAGCAUUGGUUCUGCAGACGAUCAUCACUGCUAUUGUGGUUGACAGCAGAGGACUGGGCCUGAGCAUCAUUCCUCAGUUCAUCAUAUAUGCCAGCUACUUCUCACUCAUCGCUGUUGUCUUUUCACUUCGGGGGCUGUAUACUAUUUGGAGAGCACCGAAAAGACACAGUAAAGACUCCACCCCUCCACUGAAAAAUGAACCUCCAGACUCUGACGAACACAGAUUCUGA